Molecule: messenger RNA, 579 nt
Organism: Symbiodinium sp. CCMP2592
Lineage: Eukaryota; Dinophyceae; Suessiales; Symbiodiniaceae
Source: the annotation of a GenBank genome assembly
AUGGCAUCUGCGGGCGACUCCCGAGCUUUCUGGAAGGAUGAGGAGAUAGUGGUGGAUAGGGACGGCAUUCCCCACUAUACUGGAGCCCAUCCGCAUCUGAUGCGGGGGUACCGCCCUAGAGUCCUCUUUGCCUACAGCAACCUGGAGGGAUCGGGAGAUGACGAAGCCAAGGAGAAGAAGUCGCUUGAAAAGAAGCGCUCCCGAUUCGCUCGGAAGCUGCUGGACGCUCUUCAUGGGGAGGCCUUCCGGACCUGCCAAGACCUGCUUCUGGAGGCCGACAAGCUGAAGGAGCCGAAGGGACAUGAGCAUAUUCUGAAGGCCCUCAUGCAGAUCGAGAAAGCGGGCGUCAUCCGGAAGACCGAGGCCUUUGACCAGUUCUUCGAUAGGUGUUUCCGACGCAAGGGCCAGACAGUGGAUAGCUACUUGAGGCAAAGGAAGCAGGACUGGGCCGACCUUCAGGACAUUGCCGAGGGAGUGCAGAUGAGUGACGACCUCCUCGCGUACUUCACCCUGAAGAACAUAGGCUUGUCUCGGGAAGACAAGCGCCAGAUUCUGUCUGCUAAGCGAAGCUUAGCUUGA